Crotalus tigris (Tiger rattlesnake) is the source of this 2451-nucleotide messenger RNA. Its product is annotated as 39S ribosomal protein L10, mitochondrial-like. Gene Ontology annotation, biological process: translation. The record is from RefSeq and is a predicted model, not a curated record. Gene Ontology annotation, cellular component: mitochondrial large ribosomal subunit. Gene Ontology annotation, molecular function: structural constituent of ribosome. The transcript is spliced from 5 exons. Lineage: Eukaryota; Metazoa; Chordata; Lepidosauria; Squamata; Viperidae. The coding region runs from base 481 to 1188 and encodes 235 amino acids.
GCGGAGGCGUCGUUCUCUUGCUGCUUGCUCAACAGACCCUCCCCGCUUACGUCGCCGUCCUGGACUCUGCCGCGGCUGCUCGUGCUGGUGUCGGUGCUGCUGCUUCGCUCGAGGCGCGCGCGUCUCCCGGUGCAGGUAAAGGCAGCUCCGGGAGGCAGCCGCGGCCGGUCCAGAAAAGCCUGACGUGGUCCCAGCCUCCCGGGGUCCCGUAUUUGCAGUGGUGUGCUGUGUCUGGCAGCCAUAGAGAUUGCAGCCUCCAAGAACCAGAGUGUCACUGGAGGAUAUUCAUCUGUCUUUUCCAGACGGAUGGACUGGGGAAUUUUAUGCUCCAUUUUUAUUGGCAGAUAAGGACCCCCAGACAAGAUCCCGCCCCCCCCCAGAAGCAAAGAUGAUUAAUCUGGGAACAGAAUUAUAAUGCUGCAAACAGACUUCUCUAGCACUUGGAGAGUGAAAUUGGCACCAGUUUUGUCUAAAUAAAAAAUGGCUGCUCUUAGUGGUUGGGGUAAAAGGGUCUAUAAAACUGGCUGGCUGCCCACCCUACAGCUUAUCCGCCAUGGCGCCAAAUCUGUCACACCCCAUUGGAAACCAAUGCACAUUGUGAAGGAAAAGCUCAUGGCAGUGACUGAAUAUAUCCCACCAAAACCUCUGACUUCAGAGACCUGUAUGAAGCCCCCUGUCAUUCUUCCUAAGGAAGAGACUAACUAUGAAAGACUCUUAUUGCACCAAGUGAAACAAAUAUUUCUUGAGAGUAAAAUGAUUGUUGUGUGCCAAUACAAUUAUAUUCCUGGAAAUGAUAUGGUAACAUUGAGGCAUUGGCUGCGAAAGUAUAAUGUCCAUGUCAGAUUUUUCCCCAAUAAGAUCAUGAAUCCCUUUCUUUUGGAAUCUAAGUACAAGAAUCUCCUUCCUCUCUUUGUGGAACGCAACCUUCUACUUGUCAGUAUGGAAACAAGGGCCCAGGAAACACUACAAAUCCUGAAGCGUGUGCCACAGAUUAACAUGCUAGGAGCUUGCAUUGACAAUGUGAUCCUAAGCAAACAAGGCUUUGUAAAUUUUGCUAAGCUGCCAUCCAUAGUAACUGCCCAGGGGGAAACUGCAGGUUUGUUCUUGGUCAUGACAUCCCAUAGUGGCAGACUUCUACAGCGUGGCUCUGUUCAUCUCUGUUCUUUGCUGGACCACUAUGUUCAAUAGGAAAAUGAAAAGGUUGAAGAAAAACCAAAUGGGAACAUUAACUAAACUGGAAGCAGUUUAAUUCUUCGAUGUAAAAAUUGCCAUGUUUACUUUGUUGCAUGCCCUUUGGUUGGUGGAAGGGGUUAGUGUGUUUGAUAAAGUUCUGGGUAUUAAACUAUAUGCAAAUAGUUUAAUUGAUACCCAGAAAUAUACUGUCAGAGUUUAGUUAUCUGGAUGGGGAUUAUAAUUAUCAGGAUCAACUAAGCUCUGCAUUGCAGGUAGAAUUAGAAAUCAGAGUUAUAAAAAAGAAAAAGGUUAAAGUAAUAUGCUGGAUGAGGCAAUCUUUUUGGCAUGAGCAUUUUGAAUAUGUAAAAAACACAGAAGAUAAUCUUGUUUGGACAGAAAUUACUCGGGAUAAAUAUAGACAUUGUAUGUAUGAUGAGAAAAAAAAGUUACCUGAUGAACCACCUCGUCUCUCUGGACAAACCAGUCUUACUCAUGCUGGCAGGGAGGGCUUACUUUGGAUCCCAUUGAUCAAAAAACACAGAUUGUCGGGAUCCAGAAAAACAGCCUUCUCUGCUUCAGGGCCCGUCCUUUGGAACCAGAGCCUAGAGUAGCGGUAUGGCCAGAUAGGCAGCAAAAUAAUUUAACAAAUAAUAUAUAAUGUCAGCUUGUUUUUGUUAAAAGUUUGUGCAAUCCAUUUUGCCAUUAAAAACUAGGGAAAACCAUAACUUAAAUUUUGUUAAAACUGGAAUGCUAAUAUUCCUAAUGGAUGAUAAAAAAUUUUUUUUAGGAAAUCAUUGGUACAAUAUUAUGUUUAGUCUGUCCCUGAGGGUAAAAUCUUCCAUUCUUCCACAUAUCUCAGAUGUAUUUUGGGAGGAAUACAAUAUCAGUACCUUUCUCUAUACUAUAUAAAAACAUAUAUUUCAUAAAUGUAUCUUGUCUCAUUCAUGCUGUCAGUGUUUUAGUAUAGAAGUUUCUUGUUAAUAAAUGAAGUAACAUAAACACAGCAUUAGUAGGACUGGCUCAUUUGAUUGUGUGUGAAGCAUUAUUUGAGACACUAGAUUUUAUUUAUUUAUUUAUUUGCCAGGUGGAUUUGAUAUUUGAAAUUUCUCUAAUGAAAGUUAUAUGUAAAUAAUCUUUAGAACAUUAUUUAUUAUGUUUAUUGGCCUGCCCAUCUCGUAACAAUAUGACUCUGGGUAGCUUAUAGCAUAAAACAUUAAAAUCCUAACAUAAUAAAAAAUUAAAAUCCUAAAAUAUUAAAAAUAGAAAGCCCAAUCCAGA